UUCAUUGUGCUUGACAUUAUCUUACUCUCGACAAAUAAAAAUUUAACAAAAUCUGCCAGUUGUACAAUUCAUUACACUUCGGCGCGUGAAACAAUACAGUGAACAAUGGGUACAGACACAGCAACUACCAUGGAAGAGAAAGUGCCCCUGCCCAAAAAAACAAAAAAAUGGGGCAUCAACAAGAACCUGAUUAUGUUAAAAGUGACCCUAUUCUUCCUUUACGGAGCAACCUCAUCCCUCGUACCUUACUUAACCAUUCACAUGCAAAGUUUAGGUAUCACAAUGGAAGAAAUAGCAAUGAUAUACCUCGCGCUGCCCUUCACCACGUUCGUCGCCCCUCCCAUCACCGGGUUCUUAGUGGACAAAUUUGGAAGAUACAAACCCGUUGUUAUAAUUUCAUUUAUUCUAACAGCAGCACUACACCACUGUCUUCUCUUACUACCGCACCAAGAAAUAGCAGGCGCUGUUCCCUCAGGAUACAUCAUCACGCAUCCCAAAAAAGGAUACGUGGAAGUGUGGUGGAGUCCGUGUCCCAGCAGGGAAUGCCCGGAAGACGAAGAACUAGACGUUGCUUUAGACAUGUGCGUAGAUCAUUGCAUCUUCAAGAAACCCCAGGUCGUACCUGAGGGAAACAAACUCCUCGACCCUGGAAAUACGGAUGACUUGUACUUCCACUUGAAGAAAAACUUGAAAAACAACACUCGGCAUGGGAACUCAACUCAGCUGCUCACCCUCGACAUGCACCCGAAUUUGGGCGAACCCAUCGAACAAGGGGGUAUCGAUUUGGAUUCGGGUGAAGAAGACGACAACGUCAUGGACAUCAAAAAACGGUUCAGAGAGAAACUCCUGAGAAGGUAUAGGGUUAACGUGACGGAACUGGACGAAAAGGAUCUUCGGUGUGGUGGUUUAGUGUCCGACGGGACCGACUUAAGUUCGCAGCAACGUUUACGAAACUACUCGAACGACUGCAUUUUACAAAAAUGCCAUUUCAUUUCGGGGGGACCGGAAACUUGUCCCCCCGAAUUCAAAAAAAGCGACGACAAAGUUUUCUGGAUAUAUUUCGUUUUGAGGUUCAUGGCCAGUAUCAUGCAGACGGCAGGGAUGACUAUUAUGGACCCUAUAGCCCUGACUAUGAUCGAAAAAUAUGGCGGCGAUUUUGGCAAAGAGAAGCUGUUUUCGAGUUUGGGGAUGGCGUUAUUUUCGCCAAUCACGGGGGCGUUGAUCGACUGGAACAGUAGAAGGCUAGGUUACACGGAUUACUCUGCCGCGUUCUAUACGUAUGAUGUUUUGUUGAUUGUUGCUUCAAUCGCUGUGUAUUUGAUGCCCCUGGGAACGAAGCUACCAGCGGAUAACAUUUUCCGAGACUUACGCAACAUUUUCAAGAUGGCGCAUGUGGUGGUCUUUAUAAGCUUUUUGUUUAUCUUAGGGAACUUGUGGGGCUUCAUCGAAAGUUAUCUUUUCUUCUAUUUGAAAGAUCUGGGGGCGCCAAAUUAUCUUCUAGGUAUCACUGUGACAGUCGGUACCAUUAGUAGUAUGCCCUUUUUGUACGGUGCAGACAACAUAACGAGAAAAGUGGGCCACAUUACUAUUAUCAUAGUGGCGUUUUUCGCCCAUGCUGCCAGACUCGUUGGAUACUCUCUCAUAGAGAACGCAUGGUGGUGUUUCCCAUUCGAAGCUCUCGAAUCCUUGUCCGUGCACAUGAUGUGGGUGGCAGCGGCUACAUACUGUGCGAUUUUGGCCCCUAAAGGAUUACUAGCGACUCUGAUUGGAGUAAUCGGCAUGGCCCACUUCAGCAUAGGAAGAGGCAGCGGUAGCUUCGUCGGAGGUCACGUGAUUGCCAAGUUUGGCAUCCGUCAGGGUUUUCGGGUGAUGGGGCUGGUCGCCGUCACUUCUGGUAUCGCUUACGCCCUUAUCCACUGCCUGUGGUUACGAAAAAUUGAAGUCGCUGAAGAUGAAAGUACCGACGUAAAAGACGUGGAGCCUAAAUUUAAAGAUCAAAGUACGAUGGUCAGUUUUGAAAGGUUGAGUUUAGUCAUUGAAUAUAACCAGAUUGGGUCUUUAACGUCCUUGGGAAGAAAUAGGGAGCACGCUCUUAUUACUCGUGCUAGGAGUAAUAGUAUACGACGUGGUAGUUACUCCAGUGGGAUGUUCAAAGUUGCUAAAGGAAGUAGUUCCAAGGGUGAUCUGUUAAAAUCUGCCAUUGAGGUUAACCACCAUAAAAGUUCUGGUCAGAUGAAGAUUUCGAAUAAUUAUCUUAACCGUCAAACUGCUAAUAGUACCGGAAAGAUUUAUGGCGAUAUUAAGACUGGAAGUCCGUCCGAAAUGGAGAUCGAGACGUUGAUCCCAAACGAAAAAGAUGAGAUUAUUUAUGACACAGUCAAGUCACAGAACAGUAAUUCAAACAAAGAUAAUCCAGUUUAGUUUUUUAUUACGACGUAGUUUAAAAACAACUAAGUUAUUUCUGUACGACUUAUGAAUGGAAUAAAUCUAAUAAAAGAAUUAUUUAUACAAA
Molecule: messenger RNA, 2512 nt
Organism: Zophobas morio
Lineage: Eukaryota; Metazoa; Arthropoda; Insecta; Coleoptera; Tenebrionidae
Exons: 7
Coding region: 106-2421 (771 amino acids)
Cellular component (GO): membrane
Source: RefSeq, a predicted model, not a curated record